Paramecium sonneborni is the source of this 1922-nucleotide messenger RNA. NCBI's taxonomy places the organism in Eukaryota, Ciliophora, Oligohymenophorea, Peniculida, Parameciidae. The record is from the annotation of a GenBank genome assembly.
AUGAAUAAUUUAUCACUUUCUUUUUCAGACAAACUUGUAGAAACUAGAUAUUAAAACCAUAAAAAGGAACUGUCAUAGUAGCUAUUAAAAAUAUAGCAAGGAUUAGUAAUAUUAAUACUUUUAUAUGUAUUGAUAUCAAGUGCAUUUAAAUAAAACUGGGUUUCACUUUGCAUUUGUGGAAUAGGUUUGAUACUAUUGAUAAUUAGUGUAAAGCUAAACAUUGAUCGAUAAGAGCAAUGUUAUCUUAAUAACACAAUUAUAAUCUUUAUGACAAUCUUUAAUUAUUAUAAAUCAUUACAAAAAAUACUAAGUGAAACAUUUUAGUAAACAAGUUAUAUAGAUGGAUAUAUGUUGGCAUUAGCAACAACAUCAUGUAUUUUACAUAAUAUAAUAGAGUAUUGAAUUAAGCAACUUUUAUGUAAAAAUGUUUCAUCCAUAUUUCAAUCUACAUUUUGUUACAAAUCUUUGAGCCAAACUUAAUAUAGGAAGUAUGGGAAUAGAUGAUUCUAUUUUUGGUUUAUUUAACACUACAUCUAAUUUAUUUAUACAAAACAGAGCAAAUAUCUAGAUAAGAAUAUAUAUAAUUGAUCAAACAUCAAAAUGCAGAGCAAUAAUUAGUUAAUUAAAGUGGAAUAACAUUAUAUAUAGUUAAUUAUAAAAGAGAUAAAAAUUAAAUUCUACUAAGUACUUAUAAUAAUGAAGACAAUAUUACAAUUCAGUAGUAAUCUUAAUUUAUCUCAGAAAUAAGAAAUAUGAAAGUUUUCAUAAAGGAUUAAGAAUCUCAAACAUAUUAUAAAUCUUAAGAAGAAAUAUAAUAAGAUGCUAUGAUGACUUUAGAAAAGUUUUUGUUCUAUUUUCUUAGUAGUCCUGAGAAACUAAAAGAUUAUGUAAAUAAAUUCUAAAUAAAUUCUUUAAUUAAAUUGUAAGGAGUAUAAAACUAAGAGAAUUAUAAUAUAUCAAUAUUCAAAUAUUUUGGAGAGGUACCAAAUGCUAUAAUCUUAAUAUCUUAAAAUAAGAAGGAUGUUUUUAUUGAAGAACUUAAAUUGAGAUAUAAGAUAUUUUAAUAAGUUUUAGAAACAAUUGAUGAUAUAUUUCAAUCCUAGGUUAAAAUGAGUUUAAUUUAUUUCAAAGGAUUAGACAAAUAUCAAAAAGUUAAAUCUAAUAAUAUAGAUUUUUGUCUGUAUAAGAAGGUUUAAAGUAAAAUCUCAAAGGCAUAUAAUGAUUUUUAGAAUAUUAAAGAUUUUUUUAAUCUUAAUUCUUCUUUCUAAAGAUCAAUUAUUUAAAAAUUUAAUUUUAUUUAAUUUUUGGAAGAAAUUUUGAUUGAAAUAAAGGCAUAUUUUUAUUAGAGCAAGAAAUUCAAUUAUUCUAUAACAAAUAAACUUAAAAAAGAUAUAGUUUUUUAGGAUUAAAAAUAACUAAAAUAAUUAUUUCUAAAUCUUCUUUAUUAUAUCUCUGAACAUAGUUAAGAUAUUGGAAUUAUAUUAGAGUAAGGAGAAGAUUAUUCAUUGAAGAAAUAAUAUUUUUGUAUUAAAAUUGAAUUUUAAGGAUCAAGUUUCAGCAAAGAUGCUAUAAAAGGACUUCCUUUCAUAAAUCCAAAUACCUUAUCUGAAUUGAGACAUAAUGCUGAAUAAGUUUAUCAACUAAAUCUUCCAAUGGCAAUAGUAAUUGUAAGAAAAUUAGGACCUACGAAUAAAAUACAUAUAAAAUAAAAUAAUAAAAAUGGAAGUAAAAGCAUUGAAUUUUUUAUUUUUAAAGAACUAACAGAAGAUUUUCAUCUAAUGCCUUUGAAAUCUCAACAUCCUAGUAAUUAUCUGAUAUUGAAUGCAAGAUCAUCAAUUCAUGCAAAACAUGCAGCUUAUUUUGAUUUACUAUCAUUGAGUCCAAGAAUAUAAUUAGAUAAUUUUAGUGAAUUAUGAUGUCCU